Rangifer tarandus platyrhynchus (Svalbard reindeer) is the source of this 675-nucleotide messenger RNA. The record is from the annotation of a GenBank genome assembly. Lineage: Eukaryota; Metazoa; Chordata; Mammalia; Artiodactyla; Cervidae.
AUGCGCGCUUCCCAGGGAAUGGAGGCCAGCUGCCCCACCCCAACCCCCAGCUUGGGCCUGGGUCCAGGUCCGAGGAAGGGGGACCUGAAGGGCGCUGGAAAAGCCUGGCAGCGGGUCCCGCCGCGGGUCGUUUGUUGCUUGGGCACCCACGCCUGGCCUGCUCUCAGGGUGACCACCUGCUCAGCUGGCCUGUCGCCACCCCAGGAGGGGCUCCGAGCGCCCCCAGGGCCCUCCCCUGGAGCUGAGGGUGCCCAGGCUUCGCAGGCAGGCCGUGUGGUCAGGGGCCUGAACACGCGUGGGCGCUUACGGAACUGGAAUCUGAGGGCUGACUGCACAGCCUCACGUGCAUGGGCGUGGCAGCCUGCCCAGAGAGGAGGGGUCCAGGGUGCUGCCCCCAUGGGGCCCAGCUCUGCCUGUGCCGGCUGGAGCCCUCCCCACCACCGGCGGCCAGUGGAGGAAGGUGGUUGUCUCGGGUCCGCACGCAGGCUGCUUGACCUGACCUGGGCAGGUUCCCUGGGACGAGAGGCAGAAGGGGAGCUGGGCCCGAAGGGCAGCACUGGGUCUCCAGCAUCCAGGCCAGCCUGCCAUGCGGUGACUGGGCCAGGCCCCACCAGGACCGCCCGGAGGCUGCCCCUUUCCUGGUUCCCCUGGUCGUCCCCCUCUGCCAGCCCUUGA